Molecule: messenger RNA, 738 nt
Organism: Fusarium redolens
Lineage: Eukaryota; Fungi; Ascomycota; Sordariomycetes; Hypocreales; Nectriaceae
Exons: 1
Coding region: 143-514 (123 amino acids)
Source: RefSeq, a predicted model, not a curated record
GGGGCAAGACGUCUCACGUCAGCAGCAAAUCUUCAAACCACUGCCCGCACAGUUUCGUCCUCAUAGAGCCUCUCAACUGCCAGCACAUUCCUGCGACACCUAACACUGAAAGCACUACAGGCCCGGCUUGAUUUGCACUACGAUGGGCUUCUCAGAACUUGCAAUCUACGCCCUCGGCCUCGCUUGUAUCGCCAGAAGCAUGAUGGCCUUCACCAACCCGCAAGCUGAGUAUGCACUCAAUGGGUUAAAGCACACAGCCACUUCAAAGGACGACCCAAGCUCGGGACCUAUUUACAUGCUCGGCAUCUGGGAGUUGUCUGUUGGCGUCCUUUUGUUGGUGCAUCAGAUGAACAGAAACGAUAAAGGAGUUACGGCUCUUCUGGGGUUGAUGAGCAUGUACAAGGCUGGCGUUGCGGUACUACUUUGGAGAAUUGGAAGCGAGAUGAAUAAGAUUGCUGGGAAUGUGGCGACGGCUGUUGCGCUCUUGACCUGGGCUGUUUUGAAAAGCCAAUGACUGGACGGACACAAGGUGGUGAAGGGGAAAAGAGAACCGUCACAAUGAGAGCUGAUGGAGAAUGAUUUCUUGUGUUUUUCAACUAUCUGCAAAGAUAUAGUCUUGGUCUGUUAUCCUAGGCUCCUGUAUAUAUCUAUGAUGACUGGGCAAGGAAUGAGAAUGGCACUUCCCGUUGAUCCUGCUUCCAUAUCUUGGGCAAAGCUCAAUAAAGUGACCAGUGGGUG